UUCUUUAUGCAGAUGAAACCAAAACAGAAACUAAAAACCAAAGAAAAAUAACUAUCCUUCGAGAGGUAUAAAAAGAAGUGUCAGACUUAACCUUGACACUUAUUUGGGCCUUCAUCGAAUUUUUGACACAUCUUAUCACUGGAAGACUUGAGAGUAUUUCUUUUGUAUUUCAGUUGCAACAAACUGAAGAAUCAUUUGAGGAGAAAGGCAUGGGGUUGUUUAAAUCCAAACCUAGCCCUCCAACUCCAGCAUUUAGCAAUGAAUGGAGACGCACACCUUGGGAUCAGAAAGAGGAAAUGCUGCAGAAACUGAAAGACUAUGUGCCUGGAAACCCUCAGGUGAAGACUAUCAGAAUCCUCCUCCAUGGACCAGCUGGAGCGGGCAAGUCCAGCUUCAUCAACUCCAUCAACAAUAUCUUUCAGGACAAAUGUAUGAACAUUGCCUUAGCUGAUAAUUCAUUUGCAGGUGCAAGCUUCACAAAAAAGUAUGAAACCCACAAAAUUGUGAAAGAAAAACCUGGAACCUACUACCCCUUCCUCUUCUAUGAUGUCAUGGGGCUGGAGAAUGGUAUUGACAAAGGAGUUUAUGAUGCGGACAUUGUCAAGGCCCUGAAGGGGCAUGUAAAAGAGGGUUACAUGUUUAAUCCUGCAUCACCUUUAGAAGAGGAGAAUGAGUACUAUGCCAAGGCCCCCACUCCAUCUGACACAGUUCACUGCCUAGUUAGUGCAAUACCAGCUGAUAAACUACCUAUGAUGAAGACCAACAAGAAUGACGAGGCGGAUGAUAUCUUCAAGAAGAUGAGAACCAUCAGACUCGCUGCAAGUUGUAUAGGGAUUCCCCAAAUGGUUAUUCUCACCAAAGUGGAUUUAGCCUGUCCAUUGGUGAGGGAAGACCUGAAAAAGGUCUAUUGGAGCAAGUAUAUAAAGGAGAAGAUGGAGCAGUGUAGUAAUGAACUGGGGGUACCAGUGAACUGCAUCCUGCCUGUGAAGAACUACCACGAGGAAAUCGACUUGGAUGAUGACAUGGAUGUGCUGCUAUUGAGAGCACUGAGGCAGAUGGUAGACUUUGCAGAGGGCUUCAAGCUAUCACAAGCUGACUGAUGGAUGUACAGUACUCGAUCUACAGCGUGUCACUGUAUAAUACCUCCAUCUAAAGAAGCCCUGUUCACACCUGGUAUUUACACCUGACUUCUGUGAUCCAAUCACCAUGAUCAGAUUACUCUCCAACUAUGGUCCAGUGCGUCCACAAAAGGGUUGGCAUCAUUUCUGAUUUCUAACUGAAAAUACAUUUUGAAUUUCAUUCAAAUCUUGAGUUUGAAUUAUAAUUGUCUGUACUGUAUAAUCAACUGCUUCCCAAUCUGCUUAUCUAUGUCCCUCUACUCUGGGAAUGGUCUGUCAAAGUCUGUCAUUGUUGGUAGGACAUUCAUUAAACAAUAGUGUCACGUU
Messenger RNA from Oncorhynchus tshawytscha (Chinook salmon), 1445 nucleotides. Its product is annotated as interferon-induced protein 44-like. The record is from RefSeq and is a predicted model, not a curated record. The transcript has 8 exons. Bases 210 to 1100 code for a protein of 296 amino acids. NCBI's taxonomy places the organism in Eukaryota, Metazoa, Chordata, Actinopteri, Salmoniformes, Salmonidae.